AUGAAAAAUUUAAAUAAAUGCUUAGGCUGCUCCGAGCGGCGGGAGGGCGGCGGGGCGCGGGGAUCCGAGCCGAGCGCUUCCAAGGGGCAGCCGCCGCUGAAGGCGCGUCGGGGGCCGGGCGGGCAGCGCAGCCGCUGCGGAGCGGCCCCGGCUCGGCCACUGAGCAGCGCCCCCGAGGCCGCCCGGGCCCAGGGCAGCGGCGAGACGCGGGCAGCCCGGCCCGGCCCCGCGCCGCCGCUGAGGCCGCGCCCGCCGGCGGCGGAAGGCCGCGCGCUUCCGGGGCGGGGCCUGCGCGGAGCGGCUGGGGCCGCCGUCGCCGUCCGAGGUCUCGGCGUCCGGCGGGCCAUGGGGGAGGCCGGCACGGGGCCCGUGCCCAAGGAGGGGCCGGAGCCCGAGGAGGACGAGGCGGCGGCGGCGGGCGGGGGCGGCGCGCGGGGGGGCCGCGCUGGGCCCCGCGGUGGCAUCCGGGUGCUGAAGAGAAACGUAAAGCGCAACGGGACCAGGAGCUGCUUGAACAGGACUCGGUUUGGCUCCCGCGAGAGGGACUGGCUGAGGGAGGAUGCUGGACGAGGCUGCGUGUACGUUUAUGGAAGAGAUUCCGCGUCUUGUGCUUCCUCUGACUUGCGCCUGGUCCUCUGUACGGUGGACACCCCCGCCUCCGAGAUAUGUGAUGGAGAAGAGAGAAGAAACCUUUUCUUGCAACUUCACGGAGACCUGGUCAGGAGGCUGGAGCCCACAGAAAAACCCCUUCAGAUUGUGUAUGACUACUUGGCUGGGCUGGGUUUUGAUGAUCCUGUCAGAAUGCAGGAAGAGGCAGCAAACUCUGAUCUCAGCUGUAUGAUCCGCUUUUAUAGUGAAAAGCCAUGUCAAGUAGAACAGUUAGAUCGCAUCCUGCUCUCUGGAAUCUAUAAUGUACGCAAAGGAAAGACCCAGUUGCACAAAUGGGCUGAACGCUUAGUAAUUCUCUGUGGUACCUGCCUCAUUGUAUCCUCUGUGAAAGAUAGCCACACAGGGAAGAUGCACAUCUUGCCUCUUGUUGGAGGGAAGGUGGAAGAAAUGAAACGUCGGCAGUACACUCUUGCUUUCACAUCUGCUGGAGCACAAGCGCAAACAUACCAUGUCUCCUUUGAAACGCUGGCAGAGUGCCAGCGGUGGCACCGACAGGCAUCCACGGUUGUGUCUAUGCGACUUAGCAUGGUUGAUCUUUCAUGCUACAGCCUUGAGGAAGUACCUGAGCACCUCUUCUACAGUCAAGACAUCAUCUACCUCAACCUACGACACAAUUUUAUGAGAUCAUGUGGAGCAGGGAGUCUUGACUCCCUUUGCAGGUUUUCUCAAUUGAAGAGCCUGAACCUGUCUCAUAAUAGACUGGGAGAGUUUCCUCUAUCACUGUGUGAGAUCUCUACUCUGACAGAGCUUAAUGUCUCCUGUAAUGGACUACAUUGUUUGCCAACACAGAUUGGCAAACUAUUGAAUCUCCAGAGCUUCUGGCUAGAUGGGAAUUUCCUCACAUCCUUACCAGAAGAGCUGGGAAGUCUGCAGCAGCUCAGCUGUCUUGGGCUUUCCUUCAAUAACUUCCGUGAGCUACCAGCAAUUUUUGAGAAAUUAACUUUUUUAGACAAACUAGCACUAGCAGGGAAUUUGCUAGAGACCCUGGACCUUGCAGUGCUGAACCGUAUGAGUCACAUCAAAAGCGUGGACCUGAGGCUGAACAACCUGAAGAGAGCAGCAGAUGACACUCCAGAGGGGAAUAAAUCUGUGACUUACAUGGAUUUACGAGACAAUCAUCUGACAGACCUGGAUCUCAGCUCAUUGGGCAGCCUGGAGCAGUUGCACUGUGAACGGAAUAAGCUAAAAGAGUUGACACUGAGUGGCUUCUCCCUUCGGGCCCUUUAUGCCAACAACAACUGUCUUACUUCUGUCAAUGUUUAUCCAGUUCCUGGUCAACUGACAUGUCUAGAACUCGUCCACAAUCAGCUGCAGUGUGUCCCAGACUGGGCCUGUGAAGCAAAGAAACUGGAAGUUUUGGAUAUGAGCUACAACCUCCUUGUGGAACUCCCAUCAAGGAUCCUCAGCACCUUGAGCCUUCGGAAGUUGAUGGUGGGGCACAAUAAUCUGCAGAGCCUCCCACCUCUUCUAGAACACAUUCCACUGGAGGUGCUGGAUCUUCAGCACAACCUGUUGACUGAACUCCCUGAGAUGCUCUUUUUCAAGGCUCUGAACCUCAGGUACCUGAAUGUAUCUGCAAACAGCCUGGAAUCCUUGCCCUCUGCAUGUACAGGGGAGGAGAGUCUGAGCAUGCUGCAGCUGCUUUACUUGACCAAUAACAACCUCACAGACCAAUGCAUCCCUGUCUUGGCGGGACACACAAGUCUACGGAUCCUGCAUCUGGCAAACAACAACUUACAGGCGUUCCCUGCAAGCAAACUCAGUAAGCUGGAGCACUUGGAAGAGCUGAAUUUGAGUGGCAACAAACUGAAAACAAUUCCCACAACAGUGGCAAACUGCAAGCUACUUCAUACUCUUAUUGCACACUCAAAUGAAAUCAGCAUCUUUCCAGAGAUCCUGCAUUUGCCCCAUAUUCAGAUUGUGGACUUGAGUUGCAAUGAGUUAACUGAAAUCCUCAUUCCUGAGGCACUGCCAGCUACCUUGCAAGAGUUGGACCUGACUGGAAACACAAACCUGGUCCUAGAACACCAGACACUGGACAUCUUCAGUCACAUUUCUACUCUGAAGAUUGAUGCUAAGCCCUCCCUCACAACUGACUCAGCACUCACUUCCACCUUCUGGAGUCAUGGAAUAGCUGAGAUGGCUGGCCAAAGAAAUAAGCUAUGUGUGUCAACGCUGGCAAUGGGAAGCUUUGCGGAAGGAGUGGAGGCUGUGUAUGGCAUGUUUGAUGGUGAUAAGAAUGAGGAGCUGCCACGUCUACUGCAGUGCACCAUGGCUGAUGUGCUCCUGGAGGAGGUACAGCAGUCGGACACGAUGUUCAUGUCCAACACCUUCUUGGUCUCCCACAGGAAGCUGGGUAUGGCUGGACAGAAGCUGGGUUCCUCUGCUGUCCUUUGCUAUAUUCGUCAUGAUUUGUCUGAUCCAGCCAGCAACUUUUCUCUGACGGUGGCCAAUGUUGGGACAUGCCAAGCCAUUCUUUGCCGAAGUGGAAAACCUCUGCUCCUCUCCAAAGUCUUCAGCCUCGAGCAAUGUUCAGAAGAUGCUAAGAGAAUCAAAGAGCAAAAAGCCAUUAUAACAGAGGACAAUAAGGUCAAUGGUGUGACUUGCUGUACUCGGAUGCUAGGCUGCACAUACUUGCAUCCUUGGAUCCUGCCCAAGCCACAUGUCAGCUCCAUUCCACUGACUGUACAAGAUGAGCUGCUACUUCUAGGGAACAAAGCUCUCUGGGAACACCUUUCUUACACAGAGGCUGUCUCAGCUGUGCGCCAUCUACAUGACCCACUAGCUGCUGCAAAGAAACUCUGCACUUUAGCCCAAAGCUAUGGUUGCCAGGACAAUGUAGGUGCAAUGGUGGUGUGUCUGAACAUCAGUGAGGACAGCUGCACCUGUGAGAUGCAUGGCAUCACUCUGCCAGGCCCUGGGGGAUUUAGUUCCACCACCGCCAAACCAGCAACACCUUCAUCUAGCAGCGGAAUUGCUUCAGAGUUCAGUAGCGAACUGUCUGCUUCUGAGGUUAGCAGUGAGGUGGGCUCUACUGCUUCAGAUGAGCACAAUGCUGUUGGUCUUGAUGGCAGCUUGCUACCACGACAAGAGCGACGUUGCAGUCUACAUCCUUUGCCCCCCUCAAGUAUCUUUCAGCGCCAACCUUCCAGUGCCACCUUCUCUAGUAACCAGUCUGACAAUGGCCUGGAUAGCGAUGAUGAACAGCCUGUGGAAGGUGUGAUGACAAAUGGCAGUAAAGUGGAGGUAGAGGUGGACAUCCACUGCUGUAAAGGAAAGGGCCUGGAGUUCGAGCCUCCUGCCUUAGAGUACAGCUCCUCUGCUCCAGGGCCAGAGGAUGACUCUGGGCUUGUCCUCAUCAUUCAGAGACAGAACAGUGUAAACAGUGGCACUGCACAGGGAGGGAUCAAGGAAAAGUGUGAACUGCAGAAAUCUCCUUCCACAUGCUGUCUCUAUGGAAAGAAGCUUUCCAACGGCUCCAUAGUGUCCUUGGAAGAAAGUCUUAACCUCAUCGAAGUAGCCACAGAGGCACCCAAGAAGAAGACAGGCUAUUUUGCUGCUCCAUCCCAGAUGGAGCCAGAGGAUCAAUUUGUGGUGCCACCUGAUCUGGAGGAGGAAGUGAAGGAACAAAUGAAGCGACACCAGGACAAUGGAGCAGAUCAGGAGCAGAAAGAGGAAUCUGCAGUGGUUCUGCCAGAGGAGUUUGACACAGCUUUGUAGUCCUACAAGUACUGCUCCCAUAUUGUUUGUCCCAGGAAGCUUUGUCCCAUAAGGGCUGUCUCUCUCUUCAAAGAGAGCUGGGAUCUGCAGAGAGUACAGGCAUCUGCUGCUUCCUUAAUGGAAUGGAGGAGGAAUGGUAGUGCUAAGGUUUGGGCUGUCCACUUUUUGCUGUAGUCUGUUGUUCUGUGAGUGUUCAGAUCAGCAGUUGAGCUCUGUAUUGGGGACUGUCCAGAAAUUGUGCAAACACUAGUAAGAAGGCAGGUGUUCUAGCGCCUGCCUCUUGCUCCUUGAACCCUCAGGUUCUGCCAGCUCUGCUGGAAAGGAGCUGGAAUAUGCUGGGGGGGGGGGAGGGGGGAGAGGGGAGGCAGGGGGCUUAGCUGCUGAGGGGGAAGUAUGCAGUGUUUGGAGUCCUGUGAAUAUUUCUGACAUAGGUCCUCCUGGCAGCACCUGACUUCAUUAUUCCUUGAAAGAAUACAGCCAGUUGCAAUGAAGCUGACGCAAGAAUGGUUUCCUACACGAAUUGCAAGCACUUUUACUGAUUGCACUUAAGCUGUUCUGUUCCCCUUCAGCCCAGCACUUUACUACUUAGGGCCAGGGGAGAGAGCACUCCAGUAUCCCUGUCCACAGCAGGUGGGGGAGACUUUUCCCAGUGGCUAUUUGUUAGGGCACUAGAGGACUCAGGGUACUGGUGUUCUGAUGAGCACCAGUGCAGGUAGAGUGAGGAUUAUAAUGGGAUCAGGCUAUGCAGAAUGAAAAAAUACACAGCUGGGUGAUAAGUGGUUGUCUACUGUUGCAUUUUACAUGGGGCAUAAAAAAGAUCAGCUCUGGACUUACUGAUUGAGGUAACAUGUAGAGCCAGUGCUAGCUGCAGAGCACAGACACAGCUCAGCAACUUGUCUACUUCCAUCACAGAUGCUUCACAGUAGAGGCUUCCUAUAUCCAGAAGACACAUCGUGAAACCAUGAACUCCUGCUUGUUUUAGUGAGGUACUCA
Cygnus atratus (black swan) is the source of this 5382-nucleotide messenger RNA. RefSeq names its product PH domain and leucine rich repeat protein phosphatase 2 (gene PHLPP2). Lineage: Eukaryota; Metazoa; Chordata; Aves; Anseriformes; Anatidae. Gene Ontology annotation, molecular function: protein binding. The record is from RefSeq and is a predicted model, not a curated record.